Exophiala aquamarina CBS 119918 is the source of this 1479-nucleotide messenger RNA. RefSeq lists its product as uncharacterized. Bases 1 to 1479 code for a protein of 492 amino acids. Gene Ontology annotation, cellular component: nucleus. The record is from RefSeq and is a predicted model, not a curated record. Gene Ontology annotation, molecular function: histone H4 acetyltransferase activity. NCBI's taxonomy places the organism in Eukaryota, Fungi, Ascomycota, Eurotiomycetes, Chaetothyriales, Herpotrichiellaceae. Gene Ontology annotation, biological process: subtelomeric heterochromatin formation. The transcript is spliced from 2 exons.
AUGGCCGCCGCUUCAGACGAGUGGUCCGUCAAUGCCAACGAGGCUCUUCAUAUCUCCUUAGUGCAGCCCGGCUCGAAGGCUCUCACUGUACGCCAUGAUUUUCAUCCCGAGUUUACCUAUCCGAUUGUGGGAGAAGCAGAACAGAUCUUCGGCUAUAAAGACCUAGACAUCAAUCUACAAUUCGCGGCUCAUGACUUACGUCCACACCUUCAUAUCUCCUAUUCUAAGAAAUUCCCAGCUGUUGGCACCACGAGUGCGCUCGACCUGAAGAAGACCCUGAAGCCUUUCUUGCCUCCCACCGCAUUUGAGUCAAAUUUUGACUCUCAGAUCCUGGAAGAUGCCAACGCCACAGACUGGACACCGCCUGGCUCCUUCGUCAAGGGCUAUACGAGAGGAAGGGAACACUUCGAGAUUUGGGCUGGUUCGCUCCUCGAGGUGCCUAUGCGAUCGCUAGUGGACAACAUUCAAAUACUUAUUCUUUUCUUCAUCGAGGGAGGCCAGUUCAUCAAUCUAGAGGAUGUCGAUUGGACUCUAGACCGAUGGCGAGUCUACCUCGUCUAUCACAAAUCGUCGAGUCCCUCGGUGACGAAUGCCUCUCCUUACACAUUUAUCGGCUAUGCAACCACAUAUCGAUUUUACAAAUUUGACGCUGCAAAGAGCCGUGCAGCAACUAAUGUCUUCACCUUCCCCGCAAUCCAAAAGAUCACGCCCAACAAGCUCUCAUCAAGGCUCCGAAUAUCACAAUUCCUGAUCACGCCCCCAUAUCAGCAAGCAGGACACGGAUCAGCGCUUUAUCAAGCAAUUUAUGCCGAAGUCAUGUCUGAUCAAACGAUAGUGGAAAUGACUGUUGAAGAUCCCAGUGAAGAAUUUGACAAGCUUCGGGACAUGAACGACUUUGACGUUUUGGAACCUCAAUUCAAAGCCGCAGGAAUUCAAAUCAACGACUCGCCUUUCGCAUCUUCAGAGCGGCGCCGAAUCAGUCGCGUCCCUACAGCGACCUUGCUUCCACUAGACAAGUUGCAAGAGAUUCGUUCAAGGAACAAGAUGGCCAGCCGUCAGUUCGCGCGCAUGGUUGAAAUGUAUCUUUUAGCACAAGUACCACAUUCUCAUCGUGCUUCUGGCGGCGCAUCUCUGACCAGUCUAACUGUGAAAGGAUCUCGAGCAAAGAACGCUGACGAUCGACGAUAUUAUUGGUGGCGUCUGUUACUGAAACAGCGCAUUAUGAAGAAGAACAAGGAUUUGCUUCAGCAAGUCACACCUGAAGAACGAGUUCCACAGAUUGACGACAGUGCUCGGGCACAAGAAGACGAAUAUGAGGGCCUCUUGCUGACAUAUGGAUUGAGGAGGAGUAAUGAGGAGGAGCGGCAAGGAAACGGAGAGUCAGCGGUCCGAAAGCGGAAGGUGAUUGAGUCGGAUGAUGAUGAUGAUGAUGAUGAAUCUGAUGGUGCCAGUGAAGGAUCGAAGAGACAGAGACUCUGA